Molecule: messenger RNA, 815 nt
Organism: Drosophila busckii
Lineage: Eukaryota; Metazoa; Arthropoda; Insecta; Diptera; Drosophilidae
Exons: 3
Coding region: 26-148 (40 amino acids)
Source: RefSeq, a predicted model, not a curated record
UACUGCGUUCAGUCGAUAGCAAAAGAUGAAACAGUGCUCAUCACGCAACAAUUGGUGUCUGCUCAGUGUUCAAAUCGAUCAGCGUCUUAGAAUUGACACCUGUCGAUAUCUAAUCGAGAUAUUAUCACGUCGCACAACGGGCGAUUAAUAUAUUCAGUACCAUAUAUAUAGAGAAUUAAACGCGCUAUAACUCUGAAUUGUGCUAAUAAUCAGUGUCAACUGUAAAUACCAAAUGCCAUAGUUGGUUAGACCUGUUCCCACAUCUAUGGAGUUUCAUCUAGACAGCGCAGAAUACUGCCAGGCACAGCACAAAUAAAAAGUAAUCAAGAAAGAAUUCGAUCAAGGCUCUGUUUAGCCAAAGAGAUAACGCGAUUGUGGCAGGGAGAGAGAGAGAGAGAGAGCGAGCAAGAGCGAGAGCGAGAGAGAGGGCAAUAAGCCAGCAGCGCUCGCAGAUAACAAUACUGAAAACAGAUUAUUUAGAAAUUCUAGGUGAACGUAGUUCAUAUCACGAUAAGAAUAUUAUAGGUUAACUAGGAGAGCCACAACGAAAAAUAGCUUGGCUGGCAAUUGGCAAUUGUUUUAGAAAGAACUGAAUCUGAAUCUAAAGAAACAUAUAUAUAAAUCAUUUAUUUCAGUUUGAGUUUGAUUGGCGUGGAGUAAAAACAGGGAUCUUUUUUGAAUAGACGUCUUUCGGUUUUUGAAUUCAACUUUUCAUUUCUUGUGAUAGCAUUGCGAAAAUCCCAAAUUGUACUUAAUUAAUUUAUAUAAACAAUCAAAAAAUCAAACUUGCGUUUUGUCGUAUAUUUAUGAAAUAU